This is a messenger RNA of Ricinus communis (castor bean), 1546 nucleotides long. RefSeq names its product gibberellin 2-beta-dioxygenase. Gene Ontology annotation, biological process: gibberellin catabolic process; response to light stimulus. Lineage: Eukaryota; Viridiplantae; Streptophyta; Magnoliopsida; Malpighiales; Euphorbiaceae. The record is from RefSeq and is a predicted model, not a curated record. The coding region runs from base 217 to 1236 and encodes 339 amino acids. The transcript is spliced from 3 exons.
CCCUCCUCUCUCAUGCAUUACUUUAAGCAAUAUCUACCCUCUCUCUCCAUUUCCCCACUUAUAUAUAAAUAUAUCCCAUCACCUUCUCUACAAUAUCUCCAAACCCAAUUUCACUCUCUUCUUCUUUUUCUUGUUUCUUGUUUCCUGGUCUUGCUCUUGCUCUGUUUCUUAUUUGGUGUGUAUUGAGUACAGUGUAAAAGAUAGUUAAACAGAGCCAUGGUGGUUCUUUCACAAACAGCAUUAGACCAUUUCUCUUUAAUCAAAACAUGCAAACCAUCUUCAGGUUUGUUUAAUGGGAUUCCAGUGAUAGACUUGACAGACCCUGAAGCCAAAAACCUCUUAGUUCAAGCUUGUCAGGAAUUUGGCUUCUUUAAAUUAGUCAAUCAUGGUGUCCCUAUUGAUUUCAUGACUCGAUUAGAGUCUCUUGCUAUCAACUUUUUUAACCUUCCUCAAUCUGAGAAAGAUAAAGCUGGUCCUCCUGACCCUUUUGGUUAUGGCAAUAAAAGAAUUGGCCCUAAUGGUGAUAUCGGUUGGAUUGAGUAUCUUCUCCUCAAUACCAAUCCUCAAAUUACUUCUCAAACUACCCUCUCCAUUUUCAAAGAAAACCCACAAAUUUUCAGGUCUGCUGUGGAAGAUUACAUAUUGGCAGUGAAGAAAAUGGCUUAUGAAGUACUGGAACUGAUGGCUGAUGGAUUGGGGAUAAAGCCAAGGAAUGUAUUGAGUAGGAUGUUAAAGGAUGAUAAGAGUGAUUCAUGUUUCAGGCUAAAUUACUAUCCACCAUGUCCAGAGCUUCAACUGCAACCAUUAAGCGGUAGAAAUCUGGUUGGGUUUGGGGAGCAUACAGACCCACAGAUAAUUUCUGUCUUAAGAUCUAACAACACAACUGGCCUGCAAAUCUGUCUGAGAGAUGGGACUUGGGUUUCAGUCCCACCUGAUCAGACCUCCUUUUUCAUCAAUGUUGGUGAUGCCUUACAGGUAAUGACAAACGGAAGGUUUAAAAGUGUGAAGCAUAGAGUUUUGGCUGACACAAUGAGAUCAAGGAUUUCAAUGAUAUAUUUUGGCGGUCCACCUUUGAGUGAAAAGAUUGCACCUUUACCUUCUGUGUUGAGAGAAGGAGAAGAAAGCUUAUAUGAACAGUUCACAUGGUGUGAAUACAAGAGGUCAGCUUACAAGUCCAGGUUGGCGGAUUACAGGCUUGGGCUAUUUGAAAAAAACUGCAGGCCGUCAAUUGUGUAAUCAACAAAAAACAUAUUUUACUUUAGCAGAAGAAAAAAAAAAAAAAGAAGAAUAUUGUUAGGGUUUUGUCAAAGUCAAAAAUAGGUUUGAAAGAGUUGACUCAACUUGCCAUAGAUGGAAAAGAUAUAGGUGGUUCUUUUACUUUUCCAGGUGACUUCUUUUCUCCUUUUUUUUUUUUUUUUCUUUCCCUCGUUUUCUUUUAGCCUACUACUACUACUACUACUACUACCCAUCUCAUCUGCUUUAGGUCUAAAUGUAACAGCAACUUUUUCUAUUUCAUUAAUGCAAGUUUAUCAUCAUCAUGUCAUCA